Molecule: messenger RNA, 558 nt
Organism: Pseudonaja textilis
Lineage: Eukaryota; Metazoa; Chordata; Lepidosauria; Squamata; Elapidae
Gene: PLAC8L1
Product: PLAC8 like 1
Source: RefSeq, a predicted model, not a curated record
AUGGACAAGUUUAUAAGCUGCUGUUUUACUACAAGUGAGAAAAAGUCAUUGUCUGACACAACACAAUCUCUAUUGAUCCUUUCUCUGCCAGUAUCUGGAGACUGGAACAACUACCUAUCUAUGUUGGGGAGCAAAAGUUCAGCUGAACCUGUAACAAUCCAGCCAUGUGCCACUGGUACCUUUGCUACUUCCAACAUGACAACCCUCUUACACACUGGAGGCAACUGGUCCACUGGUCUAUUUGAUAUCUGCAGUGACAAGACAAUUUGUAUGUGUGGCCUGUUGUGCAGCCCCUGCCUGGAAUGCAGACUUGCGAGCAAGUAUGGUGAGUGCUUUUGCUUCCCAUUGCUCCUGGGUUCAACCUUAGCCCUAAGAGCCGGCAUCAGAGGGAGACACAGCAUACAUGGAACUCUCUGCGAAGACUGGAUGGCAGUUCACUGCUGCUGGCCUUGUGCAAUCUGUCAAAUGGCUCGAGAAAUGAGGAUAAGACCUCUGUUCCAGGUCUACAAAAUGCAUCGAUCCCCUCCUCCUCUUCUGGCCAAAGAUGCACUUGUUUAA